This is a messenger RNA of Varanus komodoensis (Komodo dragon), 1834 nucleotides long. Its product is annotated as L-amino acid oxidase-like. Gene Ontology annotation, molecular function: L-amino-acid oxidase activity; polyamine oxidase activity. The record is from RefSeq and is a predicted model, not a curated record. NCBI's taxonomy places the organism in Eukaryota, Metazoa, Chordata, Lepidosauria, Squamata, Varanidae. Gene Ontology annotation, biological process: amino acid catabolic process.
UCCAAGCGCUGUGCCGGCACGGGCUGUGGAUCGGCGGCGGCUGUGACGCGAGUGACGGAGCCGCAGCAGAGAGUCCAGAUGCGCAGGGCCAUGUGAUGUUUUCCAUAGGCCAAAAGGCAACAGCAGUGAAAACAAGCGAACCUUUUGGCACCUGCCAAUGAAAGCGAGGGUGUUGUGAGUCUCCGCCACACCUCUUGCAUCUAGCAGGGCUCCAGCCGUGGGACCAUGGCCAAGCCCAUGCUUCUGGGCCUUGCUGCCCUGCUUGUCAUGCAGAGCAGUCCUCGCCCCUUGGAGAGCUGCUUCGAAGACCCGGAGUACGGCCAGCUGCUGGAGAUCGCUAAGGAUGGGCUUGGGAAGGCUGAAAAGCCGAAACGGAUUGUGAUCGUAGGAGCCGGGAUUGCUGGUCUUACAGCUGGGAAAGUGCUGCUGGAUGCUGGACACCAGGUGACAAUCCUGGAGGCCCGCAGUCAUGUGGGAGGCCGAAUGGAGACAUAUCGGGAUCCUGCAGGGAACUGGUAUGUGGAUUUGGGGCCGAGGCGCUUGCCCUACAGUCACCGAAUUGUCCGGGAAUUCGUUAAAAAGUUUGGCUUGAAAUUACACCGUUAUUCAGAUGGCAAUGGCAAUGAAUACUUAGUGAACAACAUCCGAGCUCGAGUCAAAGACGUGGAGAAAAAUCCAGACAUCCUGGGAUAUCCCGUGGACCCCUCAGAACGAGGCAAGUCUGCUGUGGAGCUCUAUUACCAAGCACUGAGAGCGAUUGAAGAAGACUUAGAGAGAUCAAAUUGUACCCAUGUGGUUGAAAAAUACGAUGCCUUUUCUUUGAAGGAAUAUCUGAUUGAAAAGGGGAACCUGAGCCGUGCAGCAGUACAAAUGAUUGGAGAUCUCAUGAACUUGAGUGCAGAGUUUUCUUGCAGUUUCAUUGAGUUUCUCCGUGAAGUUUUUCUGUUUACUCGGGAAAAGAGGUUCGAUGAGCUUGCUGGCGGCUUUGACACGUUGCCACGCGCCUUCCACCAGUCCCUCCCCGCUGCUACGGUGCUGCUCAACAGCACAGUGGUGCAGGUCCUCAGGGAAAGAGAUGUGGUGUCCGUACUUCACCGCCCUUCCAACUCCCGGGCCCCACCAAGCACCCUCCAGGCGGACUAUGUCAUUGUCACCUCCACCGCGGAGGCCACACGUCUCAUUCAGUUCCACCCAGCCCUGUCGACCGCCAAGACCCAGGCACUACGCUCUCUGCACUCCACGGGGGCCACCAAGGUAGCCUUGGCCUGUACCAAGAAAUUCUGGGAAGAAGAAGGGGAGGAGGUCUAUGGUGGAACAUCCAUCAGUGACCUCCCCUCAAGGAUCACCACCUAUUCCAACCAAAACUUCUCCAACGGCCUGGGAGUCAUCAUAGGCUCCCAAACCUACGGGGAAGACUCCGAGUUUUUUGCCCCCCUCAGCCCUCAAAGGACAGUCGAGGUGGUCCUGAGGGAUUUAGCGGCCAUCCACCAGCGCCCCCUGGAGGAGCUGAGGCAGCUUUGCAGCCAGUGGGUGGUGAAGAAGUGGAAUCUGGACCCUCAUGCGAUGGGGGCCUUCACCCUCUUCAGGCCUUACCAGCUGAGUGAGCAUGCUGCAGCCCUGGCCGGCAGUGAGGGGCGAGUCUAUUUUGCUGGGGAGUACACAGCUUUGCCACAUGGGUGGGUCGAUACGGCAAUGAAAUCAGCCUUGAGGGCAGCCAGGGAGGUCCAUCGGCACUGCAGUCACAACACGGGAGACCACAUUUCGGAUACAGGGAGUUGCAGGGAAGCUCAAAACCUCAUUGAUCACUUGGUAGGAGUGAUUGGUUUUAUCUGAA